Juglans microcarpa x Juglans regia is the source of this 451-nucleotide messenger RNA. RefSeq names its product crossover junction endonuclease MUS81-like. The record is from RefSeq and is a predicted model, not a curated record. Gene Ontology annotation, biological process: double-strand break repair via break-induced replication; resolution of meiotic recombination intermediates; mitotic intra-S DNA damage checkpoint signaling. Gene Ontology annotation, cellular component: Holliday junction resolvase complex; nucleus. Gene Ontology annotation, molecular function: DNA binding; crossover junction DNA endonuclease activity; 3'-flap endonuclease activity. Lineage: Eukaryota; Viridiplantae; Streptophyta; Magnoliopsida; Fagales; Juglandaceae. The coding region runs from base 16 to 282 and encodes 88 amino acids. The transcript is spliced from 2 exons.
AAAUUAGUGCUUGAAAUGGACAUGCAGAGGCGCGUGGUCAAUUCAACAUUAUCGAGAAUAUAUGUAGUCAAUUCAGAAUCAAAAUUGAGAUGGUUACCAGUUGGAGAUGGAAUCUGGAUAGCUGGCCAUAAAUAUGUUGACAGUGAAUAUGUACUUGAUUUUAUUGUUGAAAGGAAGAAUGUUGAUGAUUUACGUUGUUCCAUCAGGGAUAAUCGAUAUAGGGACCAAAAACUGAGGCUUCUGUUAUUUCAAAUAACUCAAUGCCUUAUAUUGCUUUCUUGAAGUUUCCCUGCAGCUGUUAUUUCUGGUGUUAAAACUUGCUACACACACACAUACAUGAAUGGAUAGUUGCUUUGAGAGUAAAAAACUCUUGCUCUUGUGGUCUGUUGAGCAUGCUUAAGGAUAGAGCAUUUGAAGUUCUUUCCUAGUAAUUUUAGUAUUAGGAUUUUAG